Molecule: messenger RNA, 1458 nt
Organism: Camelina sativa (false flax)
Lineage: Eukaryota; Viridiplantae; Streptophyta; Magnoliopsida; Brassicales; Brassicaceae
Product: metal tolerance protein B
Biological process (GO): zinc ion transmembrane transport
Cellular component (GO): plasma membrane
Molecular function (GO): zinc ion transmembrane transporter activity
Source: RefSeq, a predicted model, not a curated record
GAAAAAAAAAUACUAUGAUUCUUCUUCACCUGUCACAAGCCAAAGCGACUUAUUUUAGAUUCUUUCCAUACAAAAAGAGAAAAAUUCCACAUUCUUCUGUCUAUAAACAUCUCCUCCCAUAUUUGCUGGAUCCAUCCUUGGUUUUUUUUUUUGUUUUUUUUUUAAUUGCCUGUAAAAUCGCUGUUUGUGUUAAGAUUAUGACUUAAUCUCUAACCAUAAAGAUAAAUUUAUUUAUGAAAUUCAAGAUUUCCGAAGAAGACAGCACCAGGGAUUCAUAUAUACGUUUCUGAUUCUCAGCUUAUGGAAUUGGAGCAAAUCCGCAUUUUGAAACCUAAUGACGAUGACGAUGAAGGAAUCGAGUCACCAUCACAAACAGAGGAAGAAACUAUAGGCGUGGUUGUUCCUCUGUCUUGCGCGUUUACGAGACAAGAACAAUGUGUGUCCGAGACGAAAGAACGCGAAGACUCGAUUACAAGACUAAGCAGCCUCAUCUUUCUUUACCUGGUCGUUAUGUCCGUACAGAUUGUGGGAGGUUUUAAGGCAAAUAGUCUCGCGGUAAUGACGGAUGCUGCGCAUUUGUUGACGGAUGUGGCGGGUUUGUGCGUCUCUUUGUUGGCGAUCAAGGUCUCGAGCUGGGAAGCGAAUCAGAGAAACUCGUUUGGGUUUAAACGGCUUGAAGUCUUAGCUGCUUUCUUGUCUGUUCAACUCAUUUGGCUUGUCUCUGGAGUUAUAAUCUAUGAAGCCAUUCAAAGACUUCUUAGUAGAAGCAGAGAGGUGAAUGGUGAGAUCAUGUUUGGCAUUUCUGCUUUCGGCUUUUUUAUGAACUUGGUUAUGGUCCUUUGGUUAGGACAUAACCAUAACCACCACCACCACCACCAUCACCAUCAUCAUCAUCAUCAACAUCAACAUCAACAUCAACAUUUUCACAAGGAGGUGGUGGAGGAUGAGGAAGAGCAAGAAAUGAAUCCUUUAAAAGGUGAGAAAUCGUCGUCAAAGGAGAUGAACAUUAACCUGCAAGGAGCGUAUCUUCACGCAAUGGCUGAUAUGAUUCAGUCGCUUGGUGUUAUGAUCGGUGGAGGUAUCAUUUGGGUGAAACCGGGAUGGGUUUUGGUUGAUUUGAUCUGUACUCUUGUUUUCUCUGCCUUUGCUCUUGCUGCUACUCUACCAAUGCUCAAGAACAUAUUCGGAAUACUGAUGGAACGAACACCGCGUGAUAUAGACAUAGAGAAGCUCGAGAGAGAACUUAGGCGUAUCGAGGGAGUUAAGAUUGUUUAUGAUCUUCAUGUAUGGGAGAUAACAGUUGGGAGAAUCGUAUUGUCAUGUCAUAUCUUACCUGAACCUGGAGCUAGUCCUAAAGAGAUCAUUACUGGUGUUAGAAAUUUCUGUAGGAAAUCUUGUGGGAUUUAUCAUGUAACUGUUCAGGUUGAAUCAGAGUAACACAAAAGAGAGAGUUUCUUC